This is a messenger RNA of Dreissena polymorpha, 6349 nucleotides long. RefSeq lists its product as uncharacterized. The record is from RefSeq and is a predicted model, not a curated record. Gene Ontology annotation, molecular function: metal ion binding. Lineage: Eukaryota; Metazoa; Mollusca; Bivalvia; Myida; Dreissenidae. The transcript is spliced from 15 exons. Bases 346 to 1803 code for a protein of 485 amino acids.
AUUAAUUAAUAGCCACACGCUAACCACAUGUGUUCUAUAGGUCUUUGAACAAACGUAUGAUUACAAUUUUUUGGAGAAAAAUAAUGCAUGGGAGACAACGCUUUCUAUUCCAUGCACUCAAUGGGAAGUCAUCACGAGAAAACGUUAUCAGCAUCUACAUGUACUGCAAGCUGCGUUUUCUGAAAAUACACAUAGCUGUUUCAACGACAACAAUUAAGAGAAUAAGAUAUGGAGAGGUCUAUUACAAUCCUUUAAACAUCUCCACUAACGCAUCCAUGUCCUCCUCUGUCAGUUGAUCUGGCCCUGAAAGUUCUUGAAAGCUGCUUAAUCGCAUCAGCGCAUCCGAUGUUGCCUGUCCCAACGUCCGGAGGUUUAAAGGACAAUAUAACAAAUAGGACCAUAAUCAGCAUCUGUGGGGAAGCGUUCAUACCAGCAGUUAUAGAAGGGGACACCGACCCAUAUACCAACCCCAACUUCUUCAUUUCAAAAAGAAGCUGGCAGCCCGACCAGGAGGCGUUGAUCUGUCCGCUGUGCAGGAGUAAGUUCGGCGCUCUCAAGCGCAGACACCACUGUCGCCAGUGUGGGCUUGUGGUCUGUGACAAAUGCAAUGAAAAGUUGCCACUGCCUCAACUGAACGUUCCAGGCCUAGAGCGGGUCUGUGAAUCCUGCAAACCUGUGACCGCAGCAGUCACAAGGUCAAGGUCACAUUUACCUCAACAUAAAUUUGCCGCUGUAAAAGAGUUAUCCAGUCUUUGCAAGGAUGAACGAAACAUUGACAAAAUGUUCAAGUUUGGGGGAUUUCACACUCUGGUUGCUCAGGCAGGGGAAAGUUUAAAGACACAGAACAUGGAGCUACUGGGUCUUGCAGUCGGAGCUCUCAAUAUGUUGUCCACCUUUGAUCCUGUGAGGUCCUACAUGGUUCAGAGCAGAAUACUCAGUGUACUCUGCCAUAUAUUGGAGAAAGUGCCCAGUGAACAAGAACAAAUAAUACUGGACGGUGUGGAAGCUCUCACAACAUUCUGCAGGUCUCCAAAGUAUCGUGAUAUUGCAUUAAAGUGUGGAUGUCUGACUGCCAUACUAAGGCAGUGCAGCGGCGGUAGUGAGACAGUAUCACUGACGAUGGUGGGUCUGCUAGGUAGGAUCCUGGAAGACUCCUCCAUGCACGGCGCGCUCAUCCAGGACUCUGGGGCCUCGCUACAGGUGCUACUUAAGAUGGCUGCGGUUGGGAGUGUGCAGAUGCAGGCAUUGACAUUGAAGUGUCUCAACUAUCUAUCCAUGGGAAGUGAUUGGAAUAAACACAGAAUAUUACAGGAAGACUUCACUGCCGGUCGCCCACUGCUCUCGGUGAUGAAAACUGAGACGUUGUACAUGCAGGUCUGGGUCAAUGCCACAUGUCUUGUCGCAAACCUGGCCACCAGCGCAGAGGACCAGGGAGGUCUGGUAGACUGUCGAGAUGUGAUGAUUGAGAUGAUGAUAUCUGAUGUCGACAACAUUGAUGUUUUGCGGAACAUUAUUCGAGGAAUAUCAAAUUUUUCAAAGUUCCAACAAAAUUCAAACAAAGUGCUGUCUGUAUUACAUCAUCUGGUGGAGAAGUGUUUACGACACAAGGAUGACGUCAUCAGACAGUAUGCUCUGAAGGCCAUCUUGUUCACCGUACAGUUUGAGCCGGAGGAGUCGGUCCGACAGCUGCUCAUAGACGGUGCAGCAGAGGUGUUACAGAACCUGGUGUCGUCUAGGGGAGUUAUGAAUGGGAUUAUUAGUUCUAUGGCUCAAGAUAUACCUGACCUGGCCAAACCGCUGUGAGCUUGUGUGUCAUCUGUCUGUGAUUCUGCUAGACACUUAUGUAAUUACAGUGGAUGAGAUGUUCAUAGAGUUAUUAUGAAAUAGUACAUACCUUUACUAUAAAUAGCGGUUUGCUAUUUGUAUCUUGUGGGCCAAUAUUAUCAUAUUACUCCUACUAGUUGGGCUGAUUGAACAUAUCUGAAAAGAUUGAGAUGUCAAAUGAACAAAAUGGCGUCUUCAUUCAGUCUAAGCUAAGGAUGAUAAAUACAAUUAAGACACAAAUCAACAAAAGAAUUGAGAAUUAUGUUAAUCAAUAUCACACAAUAUACGUCAAAAAUUUGGUAAUCAAUCAUACAUGCCAGAAUUUUUCAGGUCCAAAUCGGGACUUUCCAUAAAAAUUGUCAGGAAAUUUUACCAAAAAGCGGGAAACCUAAAACGAUCAAUCAUUCCACCUUUUCUAAAGUCAGUAGUCAUUAUAUUACUUACAAAAACUCUAUAUUUCUGCCCAAUAUUGACGAUAAACGUGUGUUCAGAAUUUUGUGGACAUUCUCCAUUUUCCGGAAGUAAACACACUCCAUAAACUAAAAAGUGGGAUAUCCCCGUAUGCCUCGAUUUGACAUCUAAUUGGUACAGGGAUAUCCCCUUGAACAUAUGUAAAUCGUGUGACACAAUGUGAGCGCAUCGAGCACUGUUCUUAUUCAACCAAUCGUAAAUUAACUCUAAAUUUAGAUUGAUGCAAUAUGUACUAAAAAAUCCAUAAUUAGCCUGCGCGGACUGCAUUAAGCUUUUUUCCAAAAUAAGAUCGUAUGUAUGGGUCAAUACAUAAUUUUCGUAUUUUUCUAGGCAACUGACAUUUGAAUGUUCGCCCUUCUGUUGUGUGUCAUUUACAUUUACUGGAUAAUGUAACAGUAUGAAAUGUGCCUUGGAUUCAGUGGCUAGUAAAAAUACAGUGAUGGAAUGUGCGUGCUUUGUGAUAUUUAUCGAUCUAUUUUACAUGAACAUUUGGUGAUGAAUUUUUAAUUGAUUAUAAUUUUUUGUUUCCUGUUUUGAUUCUGCCUUUUUAAUAUUUAUUACUCACUUUUUAGAGACCAAUUAAAAAAAGUUAAGCAUGUCUUUCAAAUGAAUCUACAAAAUGUGUAGAUAUAAACAAGAACAUAUUUUUUGACCAAAUUCUAGUUUAUCAGUGCAGUUUAAUUAAUAAAUGGAUAUGUAAUACUUUUUUGUUUAUUACAAAGUUUUACUUAUAAAGUGCUAAAACAGUAAGUGUUGGUUUUGUGUAACCCUUUCCCACUAGGAAGCAAUGUGAACAUGGCUAUGUGCAAACAGCAUAAAACCAGAAGAGCCUGUGAGUAACUCGCAGUCUGUUUAGGUUUUAUGCUGUUUGCACAUCAGUAUUUUAGGGUUGGAAAUGAAGCCUUUAAAACUUGAAUUUUCUAAGGAACUGCGUCAAAAUACAUAUCAAAGUGGUAAAGGGUUACUUAAUUUAUUCUUCGGUGUCCCUGCUGUCGGGAAUAAAGUUUUUGGCCUUUUCCAAGGAUUAUUGUGCAGUUGAGUAGGACGAGAUUCUCAAGACGAAUGUCUACAGCCAUUCUUACCAAGGUUAUAUAAUUGUCUGGAACAGCAGCUGUCCUACACAAUCAUAGUAGACUGGAACAGCAGCUGUCCUACACAAUCAUAGUAGACUGGAACAGCAGCUGUCCUACACAAUCAUAGUAGACUGGAACAGCAGCUGUCCUACACAAUCAUAGUAGACUGGAACAGCAGCUGUCCUACACAAUCAUAGUAGACUGGAACAGCAGCUGUCCUACACAAUCAUAGUAGACUGGAACAGCAGCUGUCCUACACAAUCAUAGUAGACUGGAACAGCAGCUGUCCUACACAAUCAUAGUAGUCUGGAACAGCAGCUGUCCUACACAAUCAUAGUAGACUGGAACAGCAGCUGUCCUACACAAUCAUAGUAGACUGGAACAGCAGCUGUCCUACACAAUCAUAGUAGUCUGGAACAGCAGCUGUCCUACACAAUUAAGUAGACUGGAACAGCAGCUGUCCUACACAAUCAUAGUAGACUGGAACAGCAGCUGUCCUACACAAUCAUAGUAGACUGGAACAGCAGCUGUCCUACACAAUCAUAGUAGACUGGAACAGCAGCUGUCCUACACAAUCAUAGUAGACUGGAACAGCAGCUGUCCUACACAAUCAUAGUAGACAUUAUGAAACUAAUUAUUAUAUUAACUGUUUAUAACGUGUACAUUUCACAUGUAUUACAUGUAUUCAAAAUCUGAGCUUGUAAAAGAACAUUUACAGAAUUUGUUCACAUUGUCUUUUGGUCAUCAUUUUAAAUGAAGGUAAAUAAUUAUAAAAAAAACAUAUGAUCAUUAGAUCAUAAUACAUUGUGCAUGAAAAUGGAACAGAACAUAAACACAUCAUUUAUGGCAUUAAGUAAGACUUAUCUCCAUUAGUAUAUUCAAGUUUUUUGUUUUUAUCUCGUCAUAAUUGUAUUAUGUUGCAUAACAAUAUGUUUGGUCAUAUUGUAUGGUUGAAAAGCGUGAUAUGUAAGAUUUGCAAUGGUGCUCAAUCUAAACUAAGUGGAAUUGGACACAAUAAAUGAAUUAGUUUGCAAUAAUAUACAUGAUUUCUACAGAUAUGCAUGAUAAUUUGCAAUAUGAUAAAUUUACAAAUACUGAUAAUUAUAACACUUAUAAACUGUCAAGUCCCAUGCUUGCAAACAAAAUAAUUAUUGAGCCGCACUCUGGUAAAACAAAGCUUGAUGUAUGGUCUUUAAGUUUAACCCUUUGCAUGCUUGGAAAUUUGUCGUCUGCAAAAUGUCGUCCGCUGAAUUCCUAAAAUUAGCAUUUUCUUCGAUUUUUUUUCAAAGAAUACUAUCAGAAUAGCAAACAGUUUGGAUCCAGAUGAGAAGCCACGUUCUGUGGCAUCUCAUCUGGAUCCAAACUGUUUGCAAAGGUCUUCAAAAUUCGGUUCACGCACUGAAAGGGUUAAACCCAGAUUAGCCAGUGCUAUUCAGGGACGAUCGUUUCCCUUUAAACUGCCUAUGAUUAGCCUGUGUAGACUACAAAAGCUUAUCUGGUACAUGCAUGCAUUUAGCCCUGUUUAUUGAGAGUGCAGCUCCAAUAUUGUAUUGCUAUUCAUAUUCUGUGUGUGGUUUAUGUAUUGUAUUGCUAUUCAUAUUCUGUGUGUGGUUUAUGUAUUGUAUUGCUAUUCAUAUUCUGUGUGUGGUUUAUGUAUUGUAUUGCUAUUCAUAUUCUGUGUGUGGUUUAUGUAUUGUAUUGCUAUUCAUAUUCUGUGUGUGGUUUAUGUAUUGUAUUGCUAUUCAUAUUCUGUGUGUGGUUUAUGUAUUGUAUUGCUAUUCAUAUUCUGUGUGUGGUUUAUGUAUUGUAUUGCUAUUCAUAUUCUGUGUGUGGUUUAUGUAUUGACCUUAUCAGUAUAAUGACACUUAUGAAACAAUAGCCUCAAUGAAAUUAUGUCAAUGGUGUUGUCACUUGACACAUGCAAAUCUGUGGUGUUGCCAUAUACCUGUCCUAUUUAUACUUUUUUAUGCCCCCCUUCGAAAAAGAGGAGGUACAUUGUUUUGCACAUGUCGGUCCGUCUACCAGCUGGUUUCCGGAUGAUAACUCAAGAACACUUAGGCCUAGGAUCAUGAAACUUCAUAGGUACAUUGAUCAUGACUGGCAGAUGACCCCUAUUGAUUUUCAGGGCACUAGGUCAAAGGUCAAGGUCACAGUGACUCGAAAUAGUAAAAUGGUUUCCGGAUGAUAACUCAAAAAUGCUUAGGCCUAGGAUCAUGAAACUUCAUAGGUACAUUGAUCAUGAGUGGCAGAUGACCCCUUUUGAUUUUCAGGUCACUAGGUCAAAGGUCAAGAUCACAGUGACUCAAAAUAGUAAAAUGGUUUCCGGAUGAUAACUUAAGAAUGCUUAUGCCUAGGAUCAUGAAACUUCAUAGGUACAUUGAUCAUGACUGGCAAAUGACCCCUAUCGAUUUUUGAUCACUAGAUCAAAGGUCAAGGUCACAGUGACUCAAAACAGUAAAAUGGUUUCCGGAUGAUAACUCAAGAAUGAUUACGCCUAGAAUCAUGAAACUUCAUAGGAACAUUGAUCAUGACUGGCAGAUGACCCCUAUUGAUUUUCAGGUCACUAGGUCAAAGGUCAAGGUCACAGUGACUCUAAACAGGUAAAUGGUUUCCGGAUGAUAACUCAAGAAUGCUUACGCCUAGGAUCAUGAAACUUCAUAGGAACAUUGAUCAUGCCUGGCAGAUGACCCCUAUUGAUUUUCAGGUCACCAGGUCAAAGGUCAUAGUGACUCGAAACAGUAAAAUGGUUUCAGGAUGAUAACUCAAGAAUGCUUAUGCCUAGGAUCAUGAAACUUCAUAGGUACAUUGAUAAUGACAUGCAGAUGACCCCUAUUGAUUUUCUGGUCACUAGGUCAAAGGUCAAGGUCACAGUGACUCAAACACUACAACUGACAGCCCAUAUGGGGGGCAUUCAUGUUUUACAAACAGCCCUUGUUAUUGAUUAUAUAAUUAUAUUAUGAUAAUAAAUUCUGGUAACUGAU